Molecule: messenger RNA, 1000 nt
Organism: Gymnogyps californianus (California condor)
Lineage: Eukaryota; Metazoa; Chordata; Aves; Accipitriformes; Cathartidae
Gene: DBNDD2
Product: dysbindin domain containing 2
Exons: 4
Coding region: 70-621 (183 amino acids)
Biological process (GO): negative regulation of protein kinase activity
Cellular component (GO): cytoplasm
Source: RefSeq, a predicted model, not a curated record
GGCGCUGAGCCCAGCCGCCCCGGCCCGGCCCGACCCCAUCCCGAGCCGGUCGCAGCAGCCGCCCGCCGUAUGUCGGGGCCCGGGGCACAGAGCCGCAGCCGGCGGCUGCCCGCCGACAUGGAGCAGGCGCAGCGGAGCCUGGAUGCAGAGCAGAUGCAGCAGCAGCAGCUGAAACUACGGGACCGGCAGAAGUUCUUUGAGGAGGUUUUCCAGCAUGACGUGGAUUUCUUCUUCCCUAUGUCUCACCUGCAGAUAGAGCAUCGGAGACCCCCCUUAGGCAGCAUUUCCUCCAUGGAGGUGAACGUGGACAUGCUGGAGCAGAUGGACAUGAUGGACCUGUCAGACCAGGACACCGUGGACGUGUUUCUGGGCUGUGGGACAGAGGAGACCAGCAUUGCUGGGCCCCUGCCAGGGGCAGAUGCCAGCCAGUGCCCAGAGGAAAUCACCCUGCAAGUGCCCAAUGCAGCUGAGAGCAAGUCACGCAUUUCCUCCACGUCCUCUGUCUCCACGGAUCUGAAUAGCCUGGACACCAGCGAGGAGGGGGCUGAGACCCCUGUGGUGCAGUCGGAUGAGGAGGACCUGCAGGAGGACAGUCCCAAAGAGCAGGUGGCAAGAAGCUAGCAGCCAGCUCUGCCCUGCUCCCAGCCUCCUCCGUACGGACCUGCCAGCCCAGAGGAAGAAAAGCCGCUGGCGCUCAGUAAACCCCAUCCUGGACUGCUGCCCUGCAGGAGGGGAGAGAUGGUGUUCCCCUCCUCUCCCUCCGCAGGUUCUCCUGGCAGCCAAAGGAGAAGGAAAGGGGUAUUGUAGGUUCCCAGAAUUAACUCUUCAGGCUUUGCUGCUAACAAUCCCUGCUUCACUCCCCUGAAAUGCUCAGCGUUCCACAGCCCCACCAUUCCCAGAAAGCCAUCCCUUGGGAUCCCAGCUCCCCCUGUCCUACUGACAAAGGUCCUGUCCAGACACGCAUUUAACAAUGGCAUACAGAGAAAUAACACUCCGAUCU